This is a messenger RNA of Eruca vesicaria subsp. sativa (arugula), 717 nucleotides long. NCBI's taxonomy places the organism in Eukaryota, Viridiplantae, Streptophyta, Magnoliopsida, Brassicales, Brassicaceae. The record is from the annotation of a GenBank genome assembly.
AUGGAGAUUCCAAGCUCUGAUGAGAUACUUGAGUGUAUGAGCUCUUGUCUCUCUCAGAUCAAAUGGCGACUCAAGCUCUCUUCAAAACGCCGCCUCGAAAUAGAUGUGCUGGCACUCUGCACGGGAAUGAGACCAGUUGUGAUGAUUGACUAUGGUGGCAAGUUGCCUGAGCUACAAGAUCGCCUGCUUUCUCUUCUUGAGCUUCUCCAUGAGGCUUUACCGAUUUUCAAAUCUUUGAGGGUUAUGGUUAUAGAGGAUAUGAUUUACCUGAUCAAUGUAACAAGACUUGUCAAGUGGUUGAGCUCAGAAACUGAAUUGUUCUUUGUCGAACUGGAACAAGAUCCUCCACAGAUGGUAGAACAAAGCAAAGAAUGCAGUCUAGGGAUGGAACUUAAGUUGAUUCAGAAGCUAUUCUCCUCGACUUUUCCUUUAGAUGGCGGCAAUAAUGAUACCAAAAUAGCUUUAGAUGAAGCCAAGUCUUCUCAGUCUUCUUUAUUCAUUGAUCUUAGUUGUUGUUUACGAGACACUAAGGUUACAAUCCCUACAUUAAACGGAUCUUCCAGGAAUGGUACCAGUGGAGAAGACUCUCAUUUAGAAGAGCUAACAAGGUGCUUCCUGGAAUUUUGUUUUGUGAAGGCUAAUAACGCAGAGGUUUCUGAGACUGUGAGGUUUCAGAGGUUUGGUAGUGCUGAUCUAUCCGAAUGUUUAAGAAGAUGA